Owenia fusiformis is the source of this 1147-nucleotide messenger RNA. NCBI's taxonomy places the organism in Eukaryota, Metazoa, Annelida, Polychaeta, Sabellida, Oweniidae. The record is from the annotation of a GenBank genome assembly.
CACCUAUCCAAGGUCAUUUUGUAAACAACUAGCUGUCAAAAAUCUAAUAUUUUAUACUAUUUUUGACUAAUUAGCAGCAACAUCUUGUAAACAGAACAAUGUUGAUCGAAGAUGACCUCUCCAUGUAAUCGUAAAUGGAUUCAGCAUCAAUGUGAAUGACAGAACUACAAAUAAAACAUGAGCUCUGAUCAUGAAUGGGCUUCAAUACACGACAGGGAUCCAAUAAUACACCAAGCUGCUUAUAUUGGUGACUUAUCAAAGCUUAGAUCAUUACUUAAGGAACAGAAGCAAUUGAAAGAUAUCAACUUUAAGAAUCGUCUGGGAUGCACCCCUCUGAGACUGGCAUCAACAGCUGGUCAUACUGCUUGUGUAUCCUACCUCAUUCAAAUGGGAGCUGAGGUGAAUGUCGCUGAUGUGAAAGCCCAGACUCCCCUCUAUGUUGCAGUGAAGAAUAAGCAUAUAGACUGUGUGAAGAUACUGCUAGAGAACAAGGCAGAUCCCAAUGGAAACAUACAGAGCCUCUGUUCACCUUUGUACAUAGCAGCUAUGGAUGGCUUCAUUGAAGGUGUAUUGGUUUUAGUAAAGUAUGGAGCAGACAUGAAUGGAUGCCAAAUCAGCAUGGGAUCUUUCAUCAGUACACCCCUGUACAUAAGUAUAGCAUACCACCAUUUGGAUUGUUUCAAGGCUCUACUUAAAGCUGGUGCAGACCCAGACCAUACCCUCAGGAACACAUCUAAUAAGGGCCACACUAUGCCUCGUCAGUCUCUCUACCAUGCUGUAGUGAGGCACAAUACCGAUAUAGACUAUGCACAGCUGCUAUAUGAUAUGGGUGCAUGUAUUUACGCAGUUGAUGAUAAGAACAGACAGGCAUCAGAAAUGAAUAAGAAGAAUGAAUGUGAAGAGUAUAUAGCUGAAUUAAUGUGUUCACCAAGGUCUCUUGCAUCCUGGUGCAGAAUAAACAUCAGGGAAACAUUAGGAAAGGACCGUCUACAUAGAAUACAUGAGCUACGGCUACCAAGUAAACUCACACAAUAUGUGAAGUUUGAGUAAAUGCCAUCCUCAUUGUUGCUGCCAUCAUAGAAGAUGCCAUCAUUGCUGAUGUCAUCAUUGUCAGUGUCAUCAUUGCUGAUGUCAUCAUUGUCAGUGU